This is a messenger RNA of Dipodomys spectabilis (banner-tailed kangaroo rat), 2641 nucleotides long. RefSeq names its product ATM interactor (gene Atmin). Gene Ontology annotation, cellular component: nucleus. Bases 1 to 2454 code for a protein of 817 amino acids. The record is from RefSeq and is a predicted model, not a curated record. The transcript is spliced from 4 exons. Gene Ontology annotation, biological process: regulation of transcription by RNA polymerase II. Gene Ontology annotation, molecular function: DNA-binding transcription factor activity, RNA polymerase II-specific; transcription cis-regulatory region binding. Lineage: Eukaryota; Metazoa; Chordata; Mammalia; Rodentia; Heteromyidae.
AUGGCGGCCUCGGAGGCGGCGGCGGCGGGGUCCGCGGCUCCGGCGGCGGGGGCCCCGGCUGUCCCGGCGGCCGCGAGGGGAGCCGCCGCCGCCGCCUCGAGCCCGUGGGGACCGCCGAGGCCGCGCCUGAGAGGCCGCCGUCCGCGACCCACGACGGCGAGGCAGCCGCCGCAGCCCGCGGCCCGGGAGCUGAUCCAGCCGUCGGUGAGCGAGCUGUCCCGGGCCGUGCGGACCAACAUCCUGUGCACCGUGCGCGGCUGCGGCAAGAUCCUGCCCAACAGCCCCGCGCUCAACAUGCACCUGGUCAAGAGCCACCGCCUGCAGGAUGGCAUAGUAAAUCCAACAAUAAGAAAAGAUUUGAAAACCGUACCAAAAUUCUACUGUUGUCCAAUUGAAGGAUGUCCUAGAGGUCCUGACCGGCCAUUUUCUCAAUUUUCUCUUGUUAAACAGCACUUUAUGAAGAUGCAUGCCGAGAAGAAGCAUAAGUGUAGCAAGUGCAACAACUCAUACGGCACUGAGUGGGACUUGAAGAGACACGCGGAGGACUGCGGCAAGACCUUCCAGUGCACGUGCGGCUGUCCGUAUGCCAGCAGGACAGCACUGCAGUCUCACAUCUACCGAACUGGCCAUGAGAUCCCUGCAGAACACAGGGAUCCACCUAGUAAAAAAAGGAAAAUGGAAAACUACCUGCAAAGCCAGAAGUUGUCCAGUAAGACCAUCGAAUCUUUAAACAACCAAUCAACUCUUCAACCAGAUUCCCAAGAACUCAGAACUUCAGAAAUAAAACUGGUCGCCUCUUUUGAGGACUCUUGUGGUUCUAAUGCCAGGAAGCAGAAUAUCUCAGCACUUCCAAGAAAUCCUCAGAAGUUGCUUCUACCCAAGCCAAGAGUGGCUCUGGUUAAACUUCCGGUCAUGCAGUUUUCUCCCAUGCCAGUCUUGGUGCCUACUGAGUCCUCGGGCCAGCCUGUGGUGUUGGGCGUGGAUCAGGGCUCCCCGAUGGGGGCUGUGCACUUGGUGCCCUUGUCUGUGGGAACGCUCAUCCUUGGCCUGGACUCAGAUGCUUGCUCUCUGAAGGAGACCCUACCUCUUUCAAAAAUUAUCAGUCCUGUCGUUGAGCCAAUUAGUACAGGUGUUCAAGUGAACUUGGGUAAAAGUCCAUUGAAUCCUUUACAAGAGCUAGAGAACACAUGUCAGAAGAACAGCAUUUCUUCAACCAACGUACAGACAGACCUGUCCUAUGCCUCACCAAACCUGCUAUCUUCUGCUCGAUGGCUUGGCUCUGACUCCUCCGUGUCGUCGUGUUCUCAGACCGAUCUGUCCUUUGACUCUCAAGUGUCCCUUCCCAUCAGCGUUCACACACAGACGUUCCUGCCCAGGCCUAAGUUAACUUCGUCCAUAGCUGCUCAGACUGAAGCUUUCAUAGAUGCCUGUUUCCAGCCAGGCGGGAUCUCCAGAAAAACCCAAACCAGUGGCAUGCAAAAUCCAGCACCUGCCCAGGUACCCAUGGACCACGCUGGCGUGUGCGGGGGCAUUUUUGGGAGUGUGCACUCGUCCUACAAUGUUCCCACAGACAAUAUAAUAAGCAGCAGUUUAGUGGCAGAGACGGUGACUCAGAGUUUGCUACCUCAAAAUGAUCCCAAGACUUUAAGUCAAGACAUUGAGAGGUCUGAAGCCAUGCUCAACUUCAGUGCGCAGAGUGGUAUGCUCCCCACACAGAACAUGACCGAUAACCAGACCCAAACCAUAGAUUUACUAAGUGACUUAGAAAACAUCUGGUCAAGUAACCUGCCUGGUCAGACGCUAGAUAACCGCAGUCUUUUGUCUGACUCAAAUCCUGGACCUGACGCCCAGCUUCCCUCUGGCCCGACUCAGACCCCUGGGAUUGAUUUUGAUAUUGAGGAAUUCUUUUCAGCCUCGAAUAUCCAGACUCAGACUGAAGAGAGUGGGCUGAGUACCAUGAACCCCGAGCCAGUCUUGGAGUCACUGGACAUAGAGACCCAGACCGACUUCCUGCUCGCAGACCCCUCUGCUCAGCCCUAUGGCUGCAGGGGAAGUUCGAACUUCUUAGGCCUGGAGAUGUUUGACACACAGACACAGACCGACUUGAACUUCUUCUUAGACAGUGGUCCUCAGCUGCCCCUAGGAAGCCUUCUGAAACACUGCAGCUUCUCCGUGAGCACCGACUCCUCUGACACAGAGACCCAAACGGAAGGACCCUCUGUAGCCAGACCCACACCUGCUCCAGAGAGCAAGGUUCAGUCCAACACUGCAGAGACACAGACCAUGAGUUCUGGCUUGGAAGCCCUGGGGAGUUUGUUCUUCACUAGCAAUGAAACUCAGACAGCCAUGAACGACUUUCUUAUGGCUGAUUUGGCCUGGAACACCAUGGAGUCUCAGUUCAGCUCUGUAGAAACCCAGACAUGUGCUGAGCUGAGUGCGGUCUCCAACUUCUGAGCACGAGUCCAUCCUGUACAGCACUGACGACUUCAUGCAGACUGUGAACACAGACGAUGAUGAUGCUGACUAUGGAAUGUAGUGACUGCAGCUAUUUAUUCUCCUCUCUCUGCCUUUUGUACUUGUCAACACAAAAUCUGUGUAUAAAUGUGAGUGUAUUAUAAAGUGUAAGAUGUUGAUUUAAAAA